CCCUGGAAACUCCUCUGAAUGUUGAAGAGAAUUCAUUGUGAAUUUUUGAUAUUCAAGGGGCGUCAGUAUUUAUAUUCAGCUCUGGAACUGGGAAGAUUUAUAUUUUAUUAUUAUUGAAACGUCUUGGUAUCUACAAUGAAUGGACACAGCGAUGAAGAAAGUGCCAGGAACAGUAGUGGAGAAUCCAGCCAGUCGGAUGAUGAUUCCGGGUCAGCUUCAUGCUCUGGGUCUGCGUCGAGUUCUGCAAGCAGCAGUGAUGGGAGCAGCAGCCGGUCCGGGAGCAGCGACUCUGACUCAGGCUCGGAGUCUGGCAGCCCUUCGGAGUCGGAGUCGGAGUCGGACACAUCUCGGGAGAACAAAGUCCAAGCCAAGCCCCCCAGAGUUGAUGGAGCUGAGUUUUGGAAGUCUAGCCCCAGUAUUCUGGCUGUUCAGAGAUCUGCAAUGCUCAAGAAGCAACAGCAGCAGCAGCAGCAGCAGCAACAGCAACAAACUUCAUCAAAUAGCGCAUCAGAAGAGGACUCUUCUAGCAGUGAAGAUUCUGAUGACUCAUCAAAUGAGGUUAAAAGGAAAAAACAUAAAGAUGAAGACUGGCAGAUGUCUGGGUCUGGGUCUCCAUCACAGUCUGGCUCAGAUUCUGGAUCUGAAGAAGAAGGAGAAAAAAGCAGCUGUGAUGAGACAGAAUCUGAUUAUGAGCCAAAAAACAAAGUUAAAAGCAGAAAACCUCAAAACAGAUUGAAGUCAAAAAAUGGGAAAAAACUUCUUGGUCAAAAAAAGAGACAACUUGAUUCGUCUGAGGAAGAGGAUGACGAUGAAGAUUAUGAUAAUGAUAAAAGAAGUUCUCGCCGCCAAGCAACAGUCAAUGUUAGCUAUAAGGAAGAUGAGGAGAUGAAAACAGAUUCUGAUGACCUCCUGGAAGUUUGUGGCGAGGAUGUCCCUCAACCUGAGGAAGAAGAGUUUGAGACCAUAGAAAGGUUCAUGGAUUGUCGGAUUGGAAGGAAAGGAGCUACUGGUGCUACUACAACCAUCUAUGCAGUUGAAGCAGAUGGUGACCCAAAUGCAGGAUUUGAAAAAAAUAAAGAACAAGGAGAGACUCAGUAUCUAAUUAAGUGGAAAGGAUGGUCCCAUAUUCAUAAUACUUGGGAGACAGAAGAAACUCUUAAGCAGCAGAAUGUCAGAGGAAUGAAGAAACUGGAUAAUUAUAAGAAAAAAGAUCAGGAAACAAAAAGAUGGUUGAAAAAUGCUUCUCCAGAAGAUGUGGAAUACUAUAAUUGUCAGCAGGAACUGACAGAUGAUCUACAUAAGCAAUAUCAAAUAGUGGAGCGGAUAAUUGCUCAUUCCAAUCAAAAAUCAGCAGCUGGUUAUCCUGAUUAUUAUUGCAAAUGGCAGGGACUUCCAUAUUCAGAGUGCAGCUGGGAGGAUGGAGCUCUCAUUUCCAAAAAGUUUCAGCCCUGCAUCGAUGAGUAUUUUAGCAGGAAUCAAUCAAAAACCACUCCUUUUAAAGAUUGUAAAGUGUUAAAACAAAGGCCAAGAUUUGUAGCCCUGAAGAAACAGCCAUCUUAUAUUGGAGGGCAUGAAGGUUUAGAAUUAAGAGAUUAUCAGCUAAAUGGCUUAAAUUGGCUUGCUCACUCUUGGUGCAAGGGAAAUAGUUGCAUACUUGCUGAUGAAAUGGGCCUUGGGAAAACAAUACAGACCAUCUCAUUCCUGAACUAUUUGUUUCAUGAACAUCAGUUAUAUGGACCUUUCCUAUUAGUGGUUCCACUUUCCACUCUCACUUCUUGGCAACGGGAAAUUCAGACCUGGGCUUCUCAAAUGAAUGCUGUUGUUUAUCUAGGUGAUAUUAACAGCAGAAACAUGAUAAGAACUCAUGAAUGGAUGCAUCCCCAGACCAAAAGGUUAAAAUUCAAUAUCUUGUUAACAACUUAUGAAAUUUUAUUGAAGGAUAAGGCAUUCCUUGGAGGUCUCAACUGGGCAUUUAUAGGUGUUGAUGAAGCACACCGAUUAAAGAAUGACGACUCUCUUCUGUAUAAAACCUUAAUAGACUUCAAGUCCAAUCACCGUCUCCUCAUCACUGGAACACCUUUGCAGAACUCCCUUAAAGAGCUCUGGUCUUUGCUCCAUUUCAUCAUGCCAGAAAAGUUUUCUUCCUGGGAAGAUUUUGAGGAAGAGCAUGGCAAAGGUAGAGAAUAUGGCUAUGCAAGCCUCCACAAAGAACUGGAGCCAUUUCUGUUACGCAGAGUUAAGAAAGAUGUGGAGAAAUCUCUUCCUGCCAAGGUGGAACAGAUUUUAAGAAUGGAAAUGAGUGCUUUACAGAAACAAUAUUACAAAUGGAUAUUAACUAGGAAUUACAAAGCCCUCAGCAAAGGCUCCAAGGGCAGUACCUCAGGCUUUUUGAACAUUAUGAUGGAGCUAAAGAAAUGUUGUAACCAUUGCUACCUCAUUAAACCACCGGAUAAUAAUGAAUUCUAUAACAAGCAGGAGGCCUUACAACACUUAAUCCGUAGUAGUGGAAAAUUAAUUCUUCUUGACAAGCUGUUAAUUCGCCUAAGAGAACGAGGAAACCGAGUUCUUAUUUUUUCUCAAAUGGUGCGGAUGUUAGAUAUUCUUGCAGAAUAUUUGAAAUAUCGUCAGUUCCCCUUUCAGAGAUUAGAUGGAUCAAUAAAAGGGGAGCUGCGGAAACAAGCUCUAGAUCAUUUUAAUGCUGAAGGAUCAGAGGAUUUCUGCUUUUUACUUUCCACAAGAGCUGGAGGUCUAGGGAUUAAUUUAGCAUCUGCUGAUACUGUUGUUAUAUUCGAUUCUGAUUGGAAUCCACAAAAUGAUCUUCAGGCACAGGCUCGAGCUCAUCGAAUUGGACAAAAGAAACAGGUGAAUAUUUAUCGUCUGGUUACAAAGGGAUCAGUUGAAGAGGAUAUUCUCGAAAGGGCCAAAAAGAAGAUGGUUUUAGAUCAUCUUGUAAUUCAAAGAAUGGACACAACGGGGAAGACAGUGCUACACACAGGUUCUGCCCCCUCAAGUUCUACUCCUUUCAAUAAAGAAGAAUUGUCAGCCAUUUUGAAGUUUGGUGCAGAAGAACUAUUUAAGGAACCUGAAGGAGAAGAACAGGAGCCCCAGGAAAUGGACAUAGAUGAAAUCUUAAAGAGGGCAGAGACGCAUGAAAAUGAACCAGGUCCUUUAACUGUGGGUGAUGAACUGCUCUCUCAGUUCAAGGUUGCCAACUUUUCAAAUAUGGAUGAGGAUGACAUUGACUUGGAACCUGAAAGAAAUUCAAAGAAUUGGGAGGAAAUCAUUCCAGAAGAUCAAAGAAGACGUUUAGAAGAGGAAGAAAGACAAAAAGAGCUUGAAGAAAUUUAUAUGCUCCCAAGAAUGAGGAACUGUGCAAAACAGAUUAGUUUUAAUGGUAGUGAAGGAAGGCGGAGCAGAAGCAGGAGAUAUUCGGGAUCUGAUAGUGAUUCUGUCUCCGAAAGGAAGAGGCCAAAGAAACGUGGACGACCACGGACAAUUCCUCGGGAAAACAUUAAAGGAUUUAGUGAUGCAGAAAUUCGGCGGUUCAUCAAGAGUUACAAGAAAUUUGGUGGCCCUCUGGAAAGAUUAGAUGCAAUUGCUCGAGAUGCUGAGUUAGUUGAUAAAUCAGAGACAGACCUCAGACGACUAGGAGAAUUAGUACAUACUGGUUGCAUCAAAGCUUUAAAGGAUACUUCUUCAGGAACAGAACGAACAGGUGGUAGACUUGGAAAAGUGAAGGGUCCAACAUUUCGAAUAUCAGGAGUUCAGGUGAAUGCCAAGCUAGUCAUUUCCCAUGAAGAAGAAUUAAUACCACUACACAAAUCCAUUCCUUCAGAUCCAGAAGAAAGAAAGCAGUAUACUAUACCAUGCCACACAAAAGCAGCUCAUUUUGAUAUAGACUGGGGCAAAGAAGAUGAUUCCAACUUGUUGAUUGGUAUCUAUGAAUAUGGAUAUGGAAGCUGGGAAAUGAUUAAAAUGGAUCCUGAUCUCAGUUUAACACACAAGAUUCUUCCAGAUGAUCCUGAUAAAAAGCCACAAGCAAAGCAAUUGCAGACACGUGCAGACUACCUCAUCAAAUUACUUAGUAAAGAUCUUGCAAAAAAAGAAGCUCAGAGACUUUCUGGUGCAGGAGGAUCAAAGAGAAGGAAAGCAAGAGCUAAGAAGAAUAAAGCGAUGAAAUCUAUAAAAGUAAAAGAAGAAAUAAAGAGUGAUUCUUCUCCUCCACCCUCAGAAAAGUCUGAUGAAGAUGAUGAUAAAGAUGAGAUCACUUCUGUGAAACAUCCAAAUAAAAAAAUUAAAACAGAAAGAGACAGUGAAGAAAGACCUGAGCCAGAUGUUUGUAUAAAGAAGGAACCAGAAGAAAAGAGGGAAGCAAAAGAAAAAGAGAAUAAAAGAGAACUUAAAAGGGAGAUAAAAGAAAAAGAGGAUAAGAAAGAUUUAAAAGAAAAAGAUUUUAAAGAAAAAAGAGAAAACAAAAUUAAAGAAGCUAUGCAGAAAGAAAAAGACAUAAAGGAAGAAAAGUUGAGUGAAUCCAAGUCUGAGAGCAAGGAAAAAUCUAAGAAAUUAUCUGUGUUGGAUGCUCCAGUUCAUAUCACUGCGAGUGGUGAACCAGUUCCCAUAUCUGAAGAAUCUGAAGAGCUGGACCAGAAGACAUUCAGCAUUUGUAAGGAAAGAAUGAGACCUGUCAAAGCAGCCUUGAAGCAACUUGAUAGGCCUGAGAAAGGCCUUUCAGAAAGAGAGCAGCUGGAGCACACUAGACAAUGCCUGAUAAAGAUUGGUGACCAUAUCACAGAGUGUCUGAAAGAGUAUGCAAAUCCUGACCAGAUUAAGCAGUGGAGAAAAAACCUGUGGAUCUUUGUUUCUAAAUUUACUGAGUUUGAUGCAAGAAAACUACAUAAGUUAUAUAAACAUGCUAUUAAAAAGCGGCAGGAAUCUCAGCAAAAUAAUGACCAGAACAGCAAUUUGAAUGCUCAUGUGAUUAGAAACCCAGAUUUGGAAAGAUUAAAGGAAAACACAAAUCAUGAUGAUAGCAGCAGGGACAGUUACUCAUCCGACCGACAUUUAUCCCAGUAUCAUGAUUAUCAUAAAGAUCGGCAUCCAGGCGAUUCUUACAAAAAGAAUGACUCUAGGAAACGACCUUACUCGUCUUUUAGUAACGGGAAAGAUCAUCGUGAUUGGGACCAUUAUAAGCAAGAUAACAGAUAUUAUGGUGAUAGAGAAAAACACAGAAAACUGGAUGACCAUAGAAGUAGAGAUCACCGGUCGAAUUUGGAAGGAAGUUUGAAAGAUAGAUCUCACUCUGAUCACCGAUCUCAUUCUGAUCAUCGUUCACAUUCAGAUCAUAGAUCGGGCUCUGAAUACUCGCACCAUAAGUCAUCCAGGGAUUAUAGGUAUCACUCGGAUCGGCAAAUGGACCACAGAGCUGCGAGUAGUGGCCCGAGAUCUCCGCUUGAUCAGAGGUCUCCUUAUGGCUCCAGAUCUCCGUUUGAACAUUCAGUCGAACACAAAAGUACGCCCGAGCAUGCCUGGAGUAGUCGGAAAACAUAACAAAGACUGAUGUGUUGUCUCUUUGGACUUUUCUUUUAGCCAUAUAUCAUAAACCAACACGGUAAUUGCCUUACAUGACUUGAAAGAUAGAAACAGAUCUUCUAUCAGUAGCAGUAUUGUUACUUCUUCCAGGAUGCAAGGUCUAUUAUCCCAACAAAAGAGAAAAUAUUUUUUAUAUUUAAGGAUUAUGCUGCACUGUACUACAAAUGUGGUACUUUUUUUUUUCUUUUUUUAAGAAAUGAAAAUGUUUACUAUUACAGGGACCUCAACACUGCCCUUGCGUAUAGGCUGGAUAAAACUUUUUAAGUCAGAUUUUAGACUGACCUUCAUUUAAAUUAUGUUUGUAUAUGAACUUUUACUCUGACCUGUGAUCAUGUUUCAGGAAGGAAUGAAAGAGAGUUCUUUUCUUAAUAAAGGAAAAACACUCAAGGACUUUGUUCACUUUCCAAAGCUACUUGUUUACAUUGUACACUGCGACCACCUUGCCGCUUUUCAUCACAAGCUUGAAUAUUUAAAUUCUGUACUUAAAACUGUAAAAUAGCCAGGAAUUUCCUGUUUGUGAUCUAUUAUUAUGCCUUUUUACACACGAAAAAAUACAGCUGUAAAUUAUUGUAAAUGGAUUAAAUAAGCUUUCCUUACUUUUUCCCUUUUCUCAGGCUUUUUUUGACUGUUUCUUUCCCUACCAACUCAGGCCUUCUUAUCAUUAAAAGAUAAUGUGUAAUAACACUUUUUAAUGAUUUGUCUUGAUGGAAUCAAUGUUUAGAAUGUAAAAAAUGGGGAAAGGGGCCACUUAAUUCCAUUAGUCCCUCUUUUUAUAUUGACUAUUUUAUUAGAUACAUGCUAUUUCUUCCCCUUUUAUUCUCUUUUUUAUUUUUA
Molecule: messenger RNA, 6423 nt
Organism: Suncus etruscus (white-toothed pygmy shrew)
Lineage: Eukaryota; Metazoa; Chordata; Mammalia; Eulipotyphla; Soricidae
Gene: CHD1
Product: chromodomain helicase DNA binding protein 1
Exons: 36
Coding region: 136-5547 (1803 amino acids)
Biological process (GO): nucleosome organization; regulation of transcription by RNA polymerase II
Cellular component (GO): nucleus; chromatin
Molecular function (GO): ATP-dependent chromatin remodeler activity; ATP hydrolysis activity; ATP binding
Source: RefSeq, a predicted model, not a curated record